This is a messenger RNA of Pectinophora gossypiella (pink bollworm), 8408 nucleotides long. It is a transcript of the gene klar, whose product is annotated as klarsicht protein. Lineage: Eukaryota; Metazoa; Arthropoda; Insecta; Lepidoptera; Gelechiidae. The transcript is spliced from 24 exons. The record is from RefSeq and is a predicted model, not a curated record. Gene Ontology annotation, cellular component: membrane. Bases 827 to 5716 code for a protein of 1629 amino acids.
CAGUUUGCUCGCGGUGUCCGCGCAGCUCGCGCGUGCCAGCUUUGCGCCGCCGACGCACUACAACGUCUUUCCGAUACGAAUUUGGAACGUUUUCGACCGGUAAUGUCGGUUUAACUGUCGCCUUUUAAACUGCGAACACUUCUUGCGGCCACUCAAAUUUCGCAUUGCGAUUCGAACGCUCGAUUGCUUCACUUUAUUACGGUAGAGUUUAACAGAUAACUGUGAAGAAACGUGUGUAAGCCUUCAGUGCUAUGGAGUCAGCAGAAUUAGUGCUCUAUCAGUGCAGUGAAAUUGGAGCAUAUGUUUAGUGGAAAGUGCUAAUUUUGCUGUUUGGUUUUAGACGAUACGUUUCACUGAACGCAGGACAAAAAGUGGUUUUGUGUUCGAGUUCAUGUGACUACCGGAGUAUUGAUACGCAUUGCUUUCCCCCUGUCCAGAGCUUGAUUUAUGGUAGGAUCAUAACGACGAUCAACGCUCACGCAGGGAAGGCAAAGAGGACCGCCAAAGUUCAAAAUGUGACCACCGACCGUCCGACCAAAACCAAAUCACGCUUCAAAUUCAUGAGUCUUGCCUCAAGAUUACAUGAUUAAGACAAUCCACUAUUUAUUGUACUUAUUAACUUUAAUAACGAAUCUAGUCGCCAUAGCACUAUUUAAACACGAAGCAAUUUAGACUGUAGCAUUAAUAACGAAGUAUUCGACAAGAAUCGAACUAGUACAAAGAGAGACUAAGGAAUUGAUGAGAGAGUACAAAACGAUGCUCGGGAACGCUAUCGUCAAUUUAAUACUAAAUUGAUUUAAUUAGAAGUUCCCACGAAUAAGUCAAGAUGUCUACAAGUUUCGAGCACUCGGCGAUGAAAAGCAGCUUUUCGCUGUCGUCGCUGCGGAGUGCGCCGGCGCCACCUGGCGGGCGCUGCGAACAGCUGGAGCGUCCCUACCACAGUCUCACUAAGAAAAGGAAGGAGCCGUGCCGCGAGGCGUGGCGGCGCAGCUGGGGGAGCGCGGCCAGCGGCGGCAGCGCCGGCGACGACCUGUGGCCGCUGCUGCAGCACCACUACGACUACAUCAUGGACAACCAGAUCAUCGACACUUGCAAGGAAGCAAACGGCGAGCUGUUGUCAAACAAUUCGUCCGUGUUGCAGUGCGGGCCGCGCCUACUGAACCCUACAUCUGGGUUCAACCGGCAGUGGUCACUCAGUCAACUCAUCGCCGAAUUUACUGAGCUGUGUCAGUGGCUCACUCACGUGCAGGAGGAGAUCUAUUCUAGUCCCGAGAACUUAUCCAACAGGAAACUAAGAAUGAGCCGCAUGUCGGAGCUGGUGGCCGUCGAGCCCCGCCGCGCGAAGUUCAUCGAGCAGGCCUCCGCCAUCCUGGAGCGGAUCCCCGAGGCUGGCGCAGAGGUAACCUGGCGCGUUGAACACUUGAACGUCAAAUGGGAGGGUCUCCGCUUGCUACUGAGUCCAGAACAGCAGCACAGAGAUGGAGACAUUUCUGACUCCGUUGAUACAGCACACGAGCUGCGAUGCCUUCGACGAUGGUUGCAUGUGAUGGAGGGCCGACUGCCUCCGCCGUCGCUCGCUGCCGCUAGGGCUGCGCCCUACCACGAGCUGCUGAGGAAACUGAGGGAGCAUCAGGUAUUGCAACGCGACGUGGAGUGCCACGGGCGGAUCGUGAGCUCUGUGGUGCGGUUGUGUGGCGGCGGAGACGCAGCGCGUGCGCUCGAGCGGCGCUGGCACCUGCUGUACCUACGCGCCAUCGAGUGGCAGUGCCAUCUCGAGGCCUGCCUCGCGAGGAUCGAUAACCAGGGUGUGGGGCCAGUGGAGGCGGCGAGCGACAGCGACGACGAGCCGGCGCUGAAGCAGCCGCGUCUGAGCCGGCGCGGAUCGCCGCGGCGCCAGCGCACGCCCGUCAAUGUGCGCCUGAGGGACUCCUCUGCUGACAGCCGACAGUCCGCCUCCGAGGAGGAGCAAGAAUAUGUGCUAACAUACACUUGGCGCGGCUUUGGGUCCGAUUGUGAAUCGGAGUUGGUGCGUCUCCCGCGCGAAAGCAACAUGGCGGACGAACGACGCGUGCCCGGCGCCUGCGACAACUUCCUGGCCCCGCCCACCGACCAGACCGUUCCCGCCACUGACCAACUUGAUGGCCUCGACAUACGCGACUCCGUGACACACGACCACACGGUCAUCGAUGAAAAACUCAGGACGCCACCGACAGUCAUUAAAAGAAAAAAGCCUGUGGACACAUCCAAAUUUAACCAGUCCGACCGAAAAUCUAAAAACUGUGCCACUUUCUACUUCCGACACCACGACACUGACUCCGAUAGACAAGUGAUUGAAACCGAUGAAAAAUCUCAAGAGGAAUCAUCGGAAGAAGAAUGGACUUAUGUCGGCGGCGGAAAGAUUGCAAAUGAAGAUUCUACGGAUUUAAUGACUUCGUCUGUUGAAAUACAAUGUGAGCUGCCUAUAGACGAAAAUAAAGAUAAAUUGGAUAAACCUGUAUCACCGAAACCUAAACUAGAAUCUACCACACCGGACCUCAUUCGUGUCGAUCAAAACUCCAGAUGCAAAGAUAUAGAGAGAUUGGUUAUUCAAGCAGAGGAAUUGGUUCAGAAACAAGCACAACAACAAAUGGCGAAAAAGAAAGGUUCCAGGAAUUUCAAGCCGCUGAUGUUCGAGGAAGAAGGGAAAAAUGUGAGCCGGGCUAAAAUGUCACGUAUCAAAGAGUGGUUGAAUCAAAGUACAGAUGAAAAGAAUGACAGCAACCAGGGCACAGAAAGUUACGACGCAUCGGGCGAGUACACAACAGAGAGCGAAGUGGACACGUCGUUAACAUCUGAAGAACGGAACCUGCACUCCUCGAUGGACAUGAGCACGUCGACCUGCACCGUCACACCCACCCACCAUGCCAAGGUCCAACUCCGUAAGAAGCGAGCUGGCAACAGUGCCCGGCCGUGGUCUGUCUCUUGUCUCUCGCAACUGAGCGGCGCGGGCAACUCUCUCGUGGCCACCCCCACUGCAGGCGACGUUGCCGCUAUGUCACACAACAUGUCCAUCUCGGAAUCUGCUCUAAACACCCUGGCGUCCCCUCAAAGAGUAACGCCAGCUAAUUCUAACUCGAAGCUCAGAGGAAGUUCUACUACUGUACAGGGUCACGUAUCGAGCACGAACACGAUGACGGAGGCAUGCACAUCGUGCGUGGAGGCGAGCGACAAGCAGUGCUGGCUGCGGCGCAAGCGCUUCAAACUGCGCCGGCACAACACGACGACCACUCGUCGAGACCGGCUCGUCAAGUCGCUGUCCUUCUGCGGACGACUUAGCCCCGAGAUCGAAGACAAGAAUGAGAGGAGUGCCGCCAGCGACCCCGCUACUAGUAGGAAACACAGAUUCGACACUACAUCGACGUCAGGUAACGACAGUGACGAGGAGUUGAUAAAGCAGCAGUUGGCCACCAUCGCCAACUUGCGGAAGAGCAUAGAGAAGACUCACAUCUCCAGCAGGGAAUCUGAAAGUGCCAUCCCCGAGCAAAAUGAAGCCGAACCAAUGGCGCCAAGCUUUAAGCUUGGCCCCGCCGGUGGACAGGUCCGCCCGCGGCUCGCCAGGAGCAUGGAACGAGAGAGAACCUUCCUAGCUCUUAGCCUUGGCGAUCCUAGCCAACUAUGGGACCUAAGCAUGGAUAAAGAUUCAGACAUAGAUAAAAGCGUAACAGCCGGCACAGAAGAGCACAGCUCAUUCUCGGAACAAGCUUGGGAUUUCUAUCAGGAGAAAUACAACUCGGAGCCAUAUUCGGAAGCUCCGGACUCGGACGCGGCGCGGCGGCUGCUGGAGUUCGGCGACGACUACCGCGCGUUCCUGGACUCGCAGUCCGACUGCUGCUCCAGCCUGUCCGCGCAGCCCGACGAGAACAGCCCCAGCGGCACGCGCCGCCGCCGCCCGCCCUCCGACCUGUCUCGCGAGCGCAGCCUGCCCCGGUACAAACGGCCUACCAGAAACUCCCCGGUCGAAACACCUUCGAGAAAACCCAAAAAAUCUAUGUCCAGCGCCGAGCGCAAAAAAUCACUACUCGACAGCCUCGAGAGAUCCAGAAACAACACCAGCAUCGAAAGCAACGAUGGCGUGCGACGACGCAAACCAUCGGAAUGCGAGCGCAAGAACAAACGCUCGCCCGAAUUCGAUCUGCUCAACGUCCAAGCUCUGAGUCGAAGACGUCACAGCUCAAACAUGACCAGCGAUGAAAUCAAUAGCUCACUGGAAUAUACAGAAGUUAACAAUCGUCCUGACAUUUUGGACUCAUUGAAUAGACGUCGAAGAAACGUCGAGAAAGACGGUGAAUCUGAAUUGCAAAAGGUGGCACUGUCGGAACUGCGCCGGCGCUCGACGGAGAGCGUCGAUUCAGAGGAUGAGUCGUCCAGCCCCAAGAAGCACAGCCGGAGGAACUGGGGUGACUCGGACUCUGAGUCGGAGGAAGUGCGGUCCCUGGUGCGGCGUUCGAGCACGCAGCUGGAGGCGGCGGAGGCCCUGAUGGCCCGGCAGGAAGCGUCCCCGGACCUGCUGCGCGCGUUCGACUACACGGAGAUUGUUACACGUUGCCGCGAAAACAUCAACCUAUUGGACGCUGCGCUCGCCGGCGGUUGUUUGUCGCCGGUCUUACAGAGAGACGUGAGAGCUGUGUCGGCACGAUGGUCAGCACUCCGUGCGGCGGCGACGCGUCGCGGCGGAGCGCGGCGCCUGCGCAGGGAGAUGGCGGCGCUGCGCGAGACUCUGGACGACAUAUGCGAGCCCGGAGACUGCGCCCCGCAGCCGCACACCCGCACACAACUCAACCGCAGGAUCGAGGAACUUAAGGAACGCCUGUCUCGCCUGCUAGAAUGCAAGGUGUCGAUGUUAAAAUUGACGGUGUCCGUGCGUCGGGCGCUCGGCGAGAUGGAGUCUGAUGACAGCGGGCUGGCGGCUGACCUGUCUGCCCUGCUCGCGGCAUGGGAUGAUGCUCACCAGAGGACUUCAAAUGAGUUGCUGUCGCUGGAGAAGGCGGUGUGCGCGUGGGCAGAGUGGGAGGCGGCGCUGCGGGAGCUGCAAGGCGCACUCCGAGGUGACCUGGCUACCCUGCAAGCGCUGCGCGAGCGUGGUCCCGACCACGGUGACGUCGCCGCGCAGAUCCGACAGCUCGCUGCUUCUCUUGUUGAUAACAAGAAGGGCGGGUCGACAUGCGACUCCCUGUCGGACUCUGGCAUCUCAGACGGCGACAGCGAGGGCGCUGGAGGUCGCGCGCGGCGGCUGAGCGCAUUGCGAGAGCUGGCCCGGCGCCUGCAAGCCGCUUUGGCGCCCAACUCUCCAGCGCACAGAGCCAUCGCUAAGCGCAUGGAACAAACGGAGAAUGAAGUACGUUGCCUGCAAGAGUCAUGUAGAGCUCUGGUGGAACAGAGCAUUCCUGACUUCAAGAUCGACGAAGUCACCGUGAGCAGCGUAAGCACGGUAGGCGCAGGCGCGGGCAGUGUGAGCGGGAAGAAGACGGCGGCGGGCGAGCCGGAGUACGGCGGGCGCGGCGGCGGCGGCUGGUUGUGGCGCGUGCUGCGCUCGUCGCUGCCCAUACAGCUGUGCCUGGUCGCGCUGCUGCUCGCCGCCUGGCUCGUGGAGCGCCCACGCUGUUGCGACGCGCUCAACUCCCUCGCGCACACGCUCACCCCCCAACUGCGCUACGUGCGCGGACCGCCGCCGGUCUGAACGCACCCAUAGUUAAAUCCAUCGGACACUAACACUAUAGUUUAAUCCAUGGCUAUACCAGUCGAUGUCCUUCACGUUUAAAACGACGGACUAGACUCUCGGCAGUAGCUCUCUGAGCUAGUGAAGCCGUAGAUGAAAUUUAUGAGGAUACUAUUUGUAUGUAUGAGUUACAUGCGGUAAUAUUAUACAAUAAUUUACUUUGCUAACAUGGAUGGAUAUGGAUAGGAGGUUUGAAGAUUGAAGGUUUAACGAAUAAAGUUGUGACUAACAAGAUGUUACGUAACUUACGUAGAUAGGUAUAUUAAUGAUAAAAUAAUAAAGUAGAAAGCUACCACAAGUUAAAUGGUGAUCGGGGUAAAAACUGGGUACGGCUGCUUUUCGACAAUAAGAAUACGACAAUUAAUAUUGAUUGUUUUUCUUGAAACUUGCUAAACAUCUCCAAACAAUCGCUCUACCCUUAUGCCCAACACCUCGAAUCACCGAGACUUUUUGUAAUAUGUUUUAAAAGAGUUAGUCUUGAGACCAACUGAAGACAAGAGAGUGACUUACAAACAUGUUUUUUGUUUAUAUACUUAACUGUUUUAAGCAGCAGAUAUAAAAAUCUAAAUUCCUGAUAUGUUAACUAAAAUCCGUGUUGCUCAUAAAAAGUUCAAAUGACUUAAAAGUGUUCAAAAAAUAAUAGUAGGUGUCAUCUGUAUCAGAUGAGGUUCAAACUAGCUAGCCUAGCAGUUAGUUUAUAAUAAUAAUUUACUAACAAUUUCACGAAUGUUACGUUUUUGUAGAAUAGAAGCAUGCCUAUUUUAGUACAAUUAUAAAUAGGUGAGGAUGCGUUCCUGUGUGACAGAUAACUCGUUUAUUACUCUGUGUGAGCUAAGCACAGAUAUCAGGGUAGUGAUAAAUAUUCAUUUCUGAAACCAGUCUAAUCUUAUUUCAUACACACUAACACCUUAGUACGAAUUGGGGGCCUUACAAAAAAAAUAGUAAGAUUUUAAAGACUGAUUUUAAAUAAUGUUGUGUAAAGAUGAAGAUACGUGUUGACGUAUUUUUCGUAUCAAGUGUAAACAUUUUUUAUUUUAAUUUCAAAGAGUUGUCCUACCUUUUUGUAUUUACUAUACUCAUGUCUAAGCCGAGUAGAAGAUGAUCAUUUAAUAAGUUGAGAAUAGUAGAAACAAUUUCCAAUACUUUUUAAUCUACUAUUUAAAAGUUACGAAUUUCGUAUAUGAAUGAAAAGACCUGCUUUUUGAAAGGAAAAUUGUUCCUAUAAUUAACACUUUCAAGGACAGAACGUCUAAUGGCGUUCCGAUUUCAAGGGGUCAUUAUUACCUAUUAUGAACCAUCAAUGAUCCAUGAUCUUUGUCCGUGAAAGGGUUAAAUCAAACACACAACCCUCCUUUUUCUUUGCCUUAGUCGGGUAAUAAAGCAAUAUGUACGAGUAUAAAGUAUUGUGUAAGUUGUUUCUGCUCAAGUUUCAACUUAUUCCCAGCCGAUAACGUUAUCUGCCUUAAGUACGGUUGAAGUGUGUUGCGCGUUCUAUUUAAGAAUGUAGUAUAGAAUUAGUGUUAUAAUAAAGCUUUCCCUGUGGUUGUUCGACUAUUUGUUUAAAUCACGUUGAAAUAAUUUCCUGUAAGUAGCUCUACUUGCACUUUUAAAAGAAAUUAAUUUUAUAAUGUUAUACCAACCACAGCGAAAGUGUGGUUGCAUUCAAUAAUAACAUAGAAGGCAGUCUAUGCCGAUGUAGUGUGUCAUAUUUCUUUUAAUUUUAUACUUGAGUUGGAAUCGCUUUUCGUUUAAUAUUCCAUAAAACUUGUCAGACAGGCAGCAGCUUCUGUAAAAAACCGGAUCUGUCAAAUUUUCAGGUUAGGUAAGCGGACCCUGUGAGAAACGGCAUAAUGCUAGGGAGAAUGGUCACUUGUGUAAAAGACCUUCAGUGUCCCAUAAUUGGAGGUUCAGGACUUUUGGAGGGUGCAUUGCAUUCUUCGCCGCUGCAAUAUAAUUGCCGCAUAGUAAAAUUGCAGGGGAAGAUAUAAUUACGCAGAUAUUUAUUUAUUUAUUUAUUUAUUUAUUUAGAUAUCCAACAGCAUUAACAAUAGUCGUUUUCUUAUAUAAUACAUGUACAAAAUUUCUUCGCCAAUAACAGGAUAUCAUAACAUGCAAAUUUAAAUGAACCGUGUUCGCGUGUGUCUGUGUGUGUGUGUGUAUGUGUGUAACAUUUACUUACGUAUUUUAUAUUAUAUUGUAUUAUACCUAUACAAAAGACAAUGAAAUAACAAAAUAAAUACAUACAUAUUAACAUUAAUAGCACAAUAUAUCUAAGUAAUUAUUAUAUAAAUAUAUAUUAUAAAUAUAUUAUUUAACUACAUGAUGGUUAUUUAUAUGCUUCUAAUUUAUAAUUUAGAUAACCUCUCGAGUACAAGUAUAUACGGUAUACGGCUAUUGAUCGAACCUCUCGCAUUCAAGAAAUGUUUAUUUCAAGGUUUGCAUAAGCGCUAGUGUUUGAUGGGAUAUUUAUACGAAGUGUAUUCUACUUUAAUUUUAAUUAGGUCGUUGAAAGAAUAAGGCAUGCUAUAAAAGUGCAUUUAAUUUGUCGUUUUGCUUUUAGCAAGACAGGCGCGUAAUAAAUAACUAAGGACCUUAUCGGUUGCAUAACGGCAUGUUGGCUUUUUGGAAUGGAAAUAAAAUAUAAUAUCUAUAA